Messenger RNA from Aspergillus calidoustus, 1350 nucleotides. The record is from the annotation of a GenBank genome assembly. NCBI's taxonomy places the organism in Eukaryota, Fungi, Ascomycota, Eurotiomycetes, Eurotiales, Aspergillaceae.
AUGUCCGAUCGCGCUUCCUCGGCAGCAUUGCGAGCAGGACCUCCUUCACCGUCGUCUCCCGCUCCUUUCUUCUACAACAAAGACAGCGUACCCCAUAUUCCGGCCUCCGAUCAGAUUCCACAGACUCCGACAUCGCCUCCGUUGAUGUCGGUAAGCGCUCCGAACAAUGCCUCCAAUUUCACAUCCUUGCAAGCAGUACCGAGCCAGGCGACGUCACAACCUGCCAGUAUCUCAUCUCCGCCUUCCUCUGCCCCUAUGUCUACCCAAAACUCUCAGCAGCCGACAGUAGGCGUGACAAAUUCAUUCCCAACACCGGCGAGCAGCGUUGAUCCCGAUCACAUUGACAAGUCCUUUGGGGCUGGGAUUUCAGAGACACCGGCGCCUUCCGCGGCAGGCGCAAGCGCGGGUUCUGCUCAGCAGUCAGAAUACAGACGGACAGAUCAUGACAGGAAUUUCGGAACAGCGCAGACAGGAACUGGGAUUCGCGAUUUCGCCGACUGUAACACAAACAAGCCCGACGCCAUGGAUGUCGAUACAGAGCUUUCAGCACACACUAAUCCCGGUUGGCCUAGUUUAGACUCUUUGCAGAAAGAUUUCUCGUCAGCCUUUCACCUUUGCAAAAGUUCCCAUAUUGCGACCGGACCAGAUCCAACAGUGGACCUCAUCUCGCUGUAUGGUCUCGGGCCUGUAGCAAAAUCGGUUGCAAGGAAUGACCCUAUCACUGGAGAAAAAAUAAAUCGACUGAGGAAGUCAUACGAGGGCAAACUGAAAGGUCUAGGACUUGCCGGAAGGAACAAACCCGUGAAGCACGAUCCUGCUACCCCUGGUGGGCUCAGGCAAAUGACGAUGUGGCCGGAGGAAGAGUGGCAAAAUCAGAAAGUGUUUGGCAAGGAAAUCAAGGUGGCUGAUCUGGAUUCCGCAUUGCAUGAUCUACAGAUGAAGGCCAUGAAGAUGGAGCCAGGCACGGUACCGAACAAUGAUUACUGGGAGGAUGUGCUAGGUCACGACAAGCCAUCGAAACACGCCAACACGGGAGACGCUAUCAAGAAGGCCGCCGCUCCUGCAAAUUCCGGCGGACGACCUAUCGGCCAACCGAACGGAACGCCUACGGCUGCGGAGCCAGAACGCGGCCGUCCCAGUCGGGGUCGCAAGAGGCAUUAUGAUGAUAACAGCUUUGUUGGAUAUGGGGAGGGCUAUGCGGAUGACGAUGAAGAUGCUGCAUUCUAUUCGAACAGCGAAGGGACCGGCAAGAAAAAGCGAAAGAAGGAUCACGUCUCGAAGAUUUCCACUCCGCUCCCGGACAGAGGGGGCAGUUAUGGAGUAGGCAUGUUUGGAAUCGGGGCUCGAUGA